AUGGGGGGUGGGAAUGUGGUGUUUUCAGCGUUUAAAUUCCAAUCGUGGCAGAUGAUAGUGGUGGCUCUGCUAUUGAUGGUCGGGUGCUUCUAUGCCGGAACUCUCUUUGGAAAUAAUGCUCCAAUUUAUGCAUCUCAACUUAGCAUCAGUUCUUCUUCAUCUCCUGGUACUUCGACAUUUACAAAUAAAGUUGCUCUUACUUACAGAAAAACACCACUUUUGAUCCCAGAGACUGGUAUGGAUGUAUGCCCAUUGACUUAUAAUGAGUAUAUCCCUUGCCACGAUGUUUCUUAUGUAAAAACUUUGCUUCCAAACUUGGACACUAGUAGAAAAGAAGAACUAGAGAGGCACUGCCCUCCAAUUGAAAAGCGCUUGUUCUGCUUGGUUCCUCCACCAAGAGAUUAUAAGAUACCAAUAAGAUGGCCUACCAGCAGGGACUAUGUGUGGCGAAGCAAUGUGAAUCAUACACAUCUUGCUGAAGUCAAAGGAGGACAAAAUUGGGUGCAUGAAAAGGAUCAACUCUGGUGGUUCCCUGGUGGUGGUACGCAUUUUAAACAUGGCGCAGUUGAGUACAUUCGAAGAUUGGGAGAUAUGAUAACAGAUGGAACAGGUGAUCUAUGUUCUGCAGGGGUCACUCAAGUUUUGGAUGUCGGUUGUGGGGUUGCCAGCUUUUCUGCUUUUCUUCUUCCCUUGGGUAUACAAACAAUGUCCUUUGCUCCAAAGGACGGCCAUGAGAAUCAAAUUCAAUUUGCUCUAGAGCGAGGCAUUGGUGCAAUGAUUUCUGCUAUAGCAACAAAACAAAUGCCAUAUCCCACUGGCUCUUUUGAGAUGGUUCAUUGUUCUCGGUGUCGAGUUGAUUGGCAUGAAAAUGAUGGCAUUUUACUAAAAGAAAUGAGUCGCCUUUUGCGAUCUAAUGGAUACUUUGUCUAUUCAGCUCCACCUGCUUAUAAAAAGACUAAAAACUAUCCAUUAAUUUGGGAGAAGCUAAUGAAUCUGACUUCAGCAAUGUGCUGGAAACUCAUUGCUCGAAAAGUUCAGACUGCAAUCUGGAUUAAACAAGAUGAUCUGUCAUGCCUCCAGCACAACUCUGAACAGAAGCUUAUAAAUUUAUGUGAUGCUGUGGAUGAUUCCAAGUCAUCAUGGAAUACACCACUGAAGAAUUGUAUACAAGUAAGGGGUGCACAAACAGAUUCUCCAAAACUCCCUUCUAGAUCUGAGCGCCUUUCGGUGUACACUGAGAGUCUUAGCAGAAUAGGUGUUACUCAAGAGGAAUUUACUUCAGAGACCAUCUUUUGGCAAGAUCAAGUUCGACAUUACUGGAGGUUGCUGAAUGUCAAUAAGACAGAAAUCCGAAAUGUCAUGGACAUGAAUGCUUUUUGUGGUGGAUUUGCUGUGGCCUUAAAUGCUUCGCCUACAUGGGUGAUGAAUAUAGUUCCUUCAAGCAUGAAGAAUACCUUGUCUGCCAUUUAUAAUCGUGGUCUGAUUGGUGCUUUCCAUGAUUGGUGCGAACCAUUUUCCACUUAUCCACGCACCUAUGAUCUGUUACAUGCCAACCAUCUCUUCUCUCAUUACAAGAACCGCGGAGAAGGUUGCUUAUUGGAGGAUAUCCUUUUGGAGAUGGACAGGAUAAUAAGACCCCAGGGAUUUAUUGUCAUUAGAGACGACGAAACCAUUACAUCAAGGAUCCAGGAUCUUGCUCCAAAAAUUUUGUGGGAGGUUGAAUCACAUUUGCUGGAAAACAAAGAGAAGAAGACAGAAACUGUUGUGGCUUGUGCGAGCUGGAUUGAUAGUGGACUGGACUGGGUUGCUGGAGUGUGUGGGUUUGGGCUAGACAUAGAUAUUCCUUCGAUAGGUUUUUAG
Prunus armeniaca (apricot) is the source of this 1860-nucleotide messenger RNA. NCBI's taxonomy places the organism in Eukaryota, Viridiplantae, Streptophyta, Magnoliopsida, Rosales, Rosaceae. The record is from the annotation of a GenBank genome assembly.